Messenger RNA from Zeugodacus cucurbitae (melon fly), 1768 nucleotides. RefSeq names its product putative inorganic phosphate cotransporter. The record is from RefSeq and is a predicted model, not a curated record. Gene Ontology annotation, cellular component: plasma membrane. The transcript is spliced from 3 exons. Gene Ontology annotation, biological process: transmembrane transport; monoatomic anion transport. NCBI's taxonomy places the organism in Eukaryota, Metazoa, Arthropoda, Insecta, Diptera, Tephritidae. The coding region runs from base 103 to 1614 and encodes 503 amino acids. Gene Ontology annotation, molecular function: transmembrane transporter activity.
AGCACUGAAGCACUGAAACAGUUGUGCGUACGGUCCUCAGUUCAGUACGGUUCAGUUAAAUCUCCUACAUAUCAGUUGUGAUCAACUGCCGCGCCUACAGCCAUGGUAACGGAUCGCCGCUACUCUGUUGAGGCCAGUAAAAAUUUUAAGGGUGAAACCAUUGGAUAUCGCCAUUUACAAUGUCUGCUGCUCCUCACUGGAUUCUGUUUGAUAUUCGCGACGCGCGUCAAUCUCUCCAUUGCGAUCGUCGCGAUGAUGGACAAUAAGUCGGCAAAUCCCGAUUUUCCCGAGUACGCAUGGUCCGAGCAAACCAAAUCACAUGUCCUGAGCAGUUUCUUCUGCGGCUAUAUUUUGCUACAGAUACCCGCUGGUGGGUGGGCGCGUCAUUUCGGUGGUCGUUUGUUAUUGUUGAUCAGUAUUAGUCUUACUAGUCUUCUAGCGCUGCUAACACCACUCAGCGUGAGCAUCGGUGGUUGGCCUCUACUGUGUACGGUGCGCUUUUGUCAGGGCCUGUUACAGGGUGUCUUAUUGCCAGCCGUUGCAACGAUACUCUCCAAUUGGGCGCCAGUCGAGGAACGCAGCGCUUUGCAAACUUUCAUCUAUUCUGGCUGCCAGUUGGGUAUAGUGGUGAUGCUAGCCACAAGUGGUAAGCUCUGCUCAUCGCGCUGGGGUUGGCCAAGCACCUUUUAUUUACCAGGCAUUUUGGGUUUAAUAUGGUCGGCACUGUGGUAUGUAUUUGGUGCGAGUACACCACGUGAUUGUAGGCAUAUUUCGCUGGAGGAACGCGAAAUGAUUGAGAAUUCAUUGGGACAUGAUAAACAGGCAGUGGAAGAAGUAAAUACUAAGCAUCCCGUGCCAUGGAAACGUAUUUUUACAUCGAAACGUUUUUUGGUUAUACUUCUAAAUCAUUGCGCCAACGAUUGGUGCUUUUGGACGUUACUCACGCAAAUACCGUCUUAUAUAAAAAGUGUGCUCGGCAAGGAUAUUAACAGUAAUGCAUUGAUCUCAGCGUUGCCAUAUUUUUCAAUGUUUUCUUUAUCUAUCAUACUUUGUCCGUUGGCGAGUUGGUUAGAAAAGUCGAAAGUUUUGAAGGCAACCGUAAGUCGUAAGGUCUUCAACACAAUCGGUCUAUGGAUACCUGCUAUAACGCUCAUUUCUUUGGGCUAUUUGCGUCAAGAUCAAGGCGAUCUGGCGAUUGGUUUGCUAACUGUAACUGUUGGUAUUAGCACCAACUCGCAUUUUGGCUAUGCCGUGAAUCACCUGGACUUGGCACCAAAUCUGGCUGGCACUCUGCUGGGUAUUGCUAAUUGUGGCGCCAAUGUGAUGGGUAUAAUAGCACCACUCGUUGUUGGUUACGUUGUCACCGAAACGACAAAUAUCCAUCAAUGGCGUAUAAUAUUCUUCAUCGCUGGUGGCUAUGUAUUUAUUGGUAACCUCUUCUUUCUAUUUUUCGGCACAGCUAAGGUGCAGCGAUGGAAUGAGAGACCGCGUAUCAUUUCGGAGACGGAGCAACUAGCGCAGCUUGUCGAAAGUUUGGACCCAAAGCCCAACAAUACCACUCAAGAAUCUGAUGGAGUUUUUAAAAAAUCCGAUGUGGAACAGAACGUUGUUUAAUCUGCUCAGAAAAUUAUUUCCAGACUAUUAUUAGAGCACUUUUGUUAAUGUAAUAAGUAGUAUUUCGUCCUUAAGGUAAAUUUUCUGAGCUGGUAUAUUUCAAUUGAACUGUUAUAAAUUCUAAUGAGAUUUAAAUAUAAAAACAUUAAAUUUA